CUAGCCUCCUUUACCAUUUCAGUUGCAGUUGCUCUUUGCAGGUUUCGUCUUCUCCCCCACCCCAAAACCCAUUUUCUCCAUCAGUAGCUGCCACUAUGGGACGCGUUCGCACCAAAACAGUGAAGAAAUCCUCUCGACAGGUGAUUGAGAGGUACUACUCUCGAAUGACCUUAGAUUUUCACACCAACAAGAAGGUCUUAGAGGAGGUCGCCAUCAUCCCUUCUAAGCGCCUCCGCAACAAGAUCGCUGGGUUCUCUACCCAUCUCAUGAAGCGCAUCCAAAGAGGUCCAGUUCGUGGGAUCUCUCUCAAACUCCAGGAAGAAGAGCGCGAGAGGCGUAUGGACUUUGUACCUGACGAAUCCGCUAUUAAGAUCGAUGCCAUUGAGGUUGACAAGGAGACUAUUGAGAUGCUCACUGCCCUCGGCAUGGCUGAUCUUCCCGGUGUCGUCAAGCAAGCCGAUUCCACUGUCUCUCAACCAGCCCCUUACAACAGGGGUGCCAGUUAUGGAGGUGGGGGUGCAAGGAAAUAUUAAUUUUCUUAGCUUUAAUGUGUUCGUAGUUGUAGUUGAAGUAAUGGGCUUGGUUCCUUCUUUUGUUCUGUUCUAUGGUUGUUAUUUAAAAAAUACAUGGGUCCUUUUCUUAAA
Messenger RNA from Telopea speciosissima, 644 nucleotides. Its product is annotated as 40S ribosomal protein S17-like. Gene Ontology annotation, cellular component: ribosome. Gene Ontology annotation, molecular function: structural constituent of ribosome. The transcript has a single exon. The coding region runs from base 96 to 533 and encodes 145 amino acids. Gene Ontology annotation, biological process: translation. Lineage: Eukaryota; Viridiplantae; Streptophyta; Magnoliopsida; Proteales; Proteaceae. The record is from RefSeq and is a predicted model, not a curated record.